AUGGCGUGGCCCUGCAUCAGCCGCCUCUGCUGCCUGGCGCGGCGCUGGAACCAGCUGGACCGCUCCGACGUGGCGGUGCCGCUGACCCUGCACAACUACUCGGACCUUGAGAGCGAGGAGCCGGGCCCGGGCGGCGGCGCCGCGCGCAGGGGCCCGUCCCCUGCAGGCGCCCGGGACCCUGGCCGGGACGUGCCACUCACUCAGUACCAGCGGGACUUCGGUGUGUGGACGCCCGCGGGGCCCAGGGAUGCGCCGCAGGGGCGGGGGCCCGGUGCGAGCGGCCGUAGGAGCAAGCCCCCCACGGCCCCCAGCCGGGGCGUCUACGUGCUCCCCAUCGGCGACGCGGACGCGGCUGCAGCGGUGACCACGUCGUACAGACAGGAAUUCCAGGCUUGGACUGGAGUGAAGCCGUCGAGAUCCACAAAGGCAAAACCCGCCACGGUCCUCACAACCCACAGCUCCGGCUGGGACGGCAGCCCUGGGGUCAGCUUUCAGGCUACUGAGGGGAGGAAGAAGUUCACCCCUAACCCGUCAGCCAUCUUUCAUGCUCCUGCUCCCCGGAUCCUCAACGUGUGACUGCCACCAAGGAAGAGUGCCAUGGUGGAGUCGGAACACACUGCUGCUGAGAUGGGGAAUGGGGUGAGAUCUUGGGACUGGUCCCCUGCUGUCCCAGGGGAAAGGCCUGUCUUUUGCUGCGGGCACCACUCUCCCCCACUGCCACCCGGACUGUGGGCCUGGUGCAGAGCAGAGGCGCAGAUGGACAUGGCCCCACACAGCUGGGCUCUGGGCCUCAACCAUCCUCUUGUUCCUCAAGACGAGUAUAGAAGGCUUCAGAUCUUUUUUAAAUUGCCUCUUUUGGCCACCCUUCCGUUUUUAAAUCUGAAGAACUUAAGGAUCAAUUCUGCUGUGAACUGAAUUGGUCCACGAGGGCUGAGGACUAGGGACAGAACAGUUGCUCGAAAGAAACCAGUAAGGUCCACCUUCUUGUUUUCCCAGGCUGCAUGGUAACUUUGUAACCUAUGGCCACCCACAGUACUGUCCUUGGAUAUUCCUACAAAUGGCCCCACCAUUCAGGUUGUAGAAGAAAUCUUAGGUAAUCACCUGCAUGUGACUCAUGAUGAUGCUGAGUAACCAGGAUGACAUUUCCAAAAGGUACAGAGUAUCAAUUAUAUGGUUUCAAUUUCAAAGACAUAAUUUAGGGCCAAGAUGACCUUUACAUUUUAACGAAAGGUUUCUUGUGCUGAGUGCUUUAAGUACUGAAUGAAUGACAUUUACCUUGGGGCUUCUGAGCCCCAUAGUUUAUUACUAAUUCCAGUUUUUUCCCUUAACAGUGGACUAGAAGGGAACAUGGUACACACCUGCUAAGCAUUGGGAGCUUUUUGGGGUAAGAAGUGUCAUUAGCCUUACUCCCUGAAAGACUUUAGAGUGUCAUCUCUACCAGCCCCUGGACUCCCACCCUGCUCUCUCAGUCACAGGGAGCUGUGAGGAAGCAGCUGUUGUCUUUGGAAAGCUGCCUCCUUUCCCAGUAAGUCCCAGCCCAUGUGGCCACAGCCACAGGGAGCCAGCCUGGCCCGGGUUUGCACAGCAGGUGGUCAAACCUUUGAAGGAGUUUCUGCCCCUUCUUAUAGAUUAGGGUGCACAAGGUAAUGGCAGUUUUGGGUAAAGGAAACUCAAGGAUUUCCCUUUGGAUCUUUAUCCCGCUCCAGCCCCAAGGGGCUCUGGCGAACAUUUACUUAAGCAGCCCGCAGUGGCACUCAGGUUUCACAGCCCCUGAGAGCUGGAGGGAACCUGGUCCCUCAGAGGGGCUAGCUCUGGCUGGCACAGCCUUCCCUCAGUCCUGCAAAGGAGAUGCUCUGAAUCAUCUUAAAGCCAGAACCCAAAUCAUAUGCUUACACAAAGAGUUCCAUUAUUUCAGACUUCAUUGGUUUGCAUGUUAAAGGUUUCUGAGGGAAAAGAGACUGCCUGCUGCUGUGCAUUCUGUGGGAAAUGAACAGAUUAACCGUACAAUCCGAUUUUACUAAAAUGCGAAAAUGCACUGUUACGGUUUGUUAUUUCCUUAAUUAUAAACAUGGAGCACCUUCUCAUAUGUCUUUAUCCUCCUCUUGGUAAUAAGGACUUUAUCAACUACUGCUGGUUGACCCUUGGAGGCUUGCAAAUCUUAGGGACUCCCCCUUGGGACUGCCCUCCACACUGGCAUUGGAUGCAGUACCUCACGGAGAUCACCACGCUCCCCGCAGCCGAGCCCUGGUGUGGUACCUCAGCGGGGUAAUGGGGGCCUGCCUCUGGAAAGCAUAGUGCGUGCCCAAGGAACCUUUCUGGAAUGUACCAGGACAGCUUUUCACAAAACCCCCAAUCCAAUCAUUGUCCUCACCAUACUUCAUUAGUAGGAGAUCUGGGUUCUGAAGAAGGAACUUCCUCCACCCAUGCUAGGUCUCAGUAAAGCCUGCCCUCAUGUUACUGGAGUGGCCUUCCAAAGCACCUGAGACCGUAGUCUCAACUGUGUGGUGUCAACCCCCAACAUAUGUCCUACACAUCUAUAUAAACUAAAGUAGAAAAAUACAUUGGAAUACUAAUGGUGGUUAUCUUUGGGAAGGGGAAUUAUGGGUAACAAAUUUUUUACACCUUGCUAUAUUUGCUAAAGUUUCUACAUAAGCAUUUUUGUAUUAAUUCUGUAAAGAGCAAUGUUUUUAAAAAUAAAAAGUUCAAUCUGUUAGCUAAUUUCAGCCAAAAGAGUUCAGAAUCAAUGAUUCCAUAACCAAUGUUAGCACUGCCGGCAGCCGCCUUGAUCGGCCUUGAGGAUGCACCAUGAGGCCCAGCCAGAGGGAGGCCCCUCCAAAGUCUUCACCUGCAUUUCGAUCAAGGUCUGGCCUCUGUUCCAUGGUGCUUCAAAACUCAGAAAAACCCAUCACAAAUGGGAAUACUCUCACACCUGUACUAACACCAGGAUUUUAGGCCAAACUCCAAAAAGCAGCUUUUGAGAAAACCUUGACCCUGCAGCCCACCCUGAGGAAGAUGGGGGAACCUCCCCUUUGAGUGGGAUCAACUCUGCCAGCCCUGUGCACACAGGCUUAAGUAAGAGGGAGUCUCCAACUGAGGUGGAGUGCCUGUGACACAAAUCCCUGUCCCAUGGUUCCCGUCAAAACUGUGGCUGAGGCACACACUCGGGACAGGAGCCUAAGCACUGCCCCUCUUCUCCUUCCUCCAGACACUUCACUUCCCUAGAGGCUGACAGUAAGUGAAGUCUGGUCCCAAGAAAGCUACGUACCUGGACUCCCAUCACGUCCUUCCCUUCCGAACUUCUUGCCUUUGAAGAACCAAAGCUUUCAAAGCCCUUAGUUCUUACUAAGGGUGAAUGUAAAAAGUGGUCAGUUCUGAAAUAUUUCUGCAUCUUUGGUAAUUUUUUUAGACAUUCUGAUAGCAGAUGGUCACAGCAGGACUGUGUCACAGGAGUAACUUCUUCCAGACCUCAGCAUAGACCAAUUCUAUCUUUCCGGAAAAUCCAGUGUGCUUUGUUAGACAAUAGGAGCUGUUUUCCCUCUUGGCCUUGGCUUUGAGGAGGCUCUGAGCUCAAUUAGGUAGUUUGCCCCAAAGCUGUCAGAAAUAAUUACUUCCACAGUCAACAUGCAUCUUCCAAUUUUUUUUUUCAGAUUUUUAUGUAACUGUAAUCCUUUAUCUUGAAGAGCUGUAAAUUCUUUUUGGAAGGAAGUGGAAUAAUUAAUGUAAACCCACAAAUACCUAUACCUCUGCCCCAUUCCAGCUCUCUCUGACUUAAUGUAAGAACCCCACCAAGUGUAGUGUUCAAACUCCGAAGAACCCAUCACAAAUACUAAAAGAUUUAUUGCAGACUUCUGUUACACAAUUAUGUUACAUGUUAUGAUACAAACACAUUUGAAACAUUAACACAUGGGAACUAUUAAAUCAUUUAAUAUUUCAUUUGCAAAAAGAUAAUUACUUUAGGCUUCCAUACAUGUACUAAAUGAACCUGUUGCCAUUUGGACCAAAUCUUCCUGUAGAUCUGUCACAGUCCACUGCUGAAUAACUCUGUGCACUUGCCCACUCACCUUGCUUGCAGCAGUUCAUGUAUAGAGUACCUGAGCCUUUAUGUACUCGAUUUUUUUUUUUUUUUUUACUAAGCCUGGGCCUCCCACUGCCUUACCAAAUAGAUUUCCUUUUGCAUCUGCAAUCCUCAGAUGUUGAAUAAAGAAGUGCAGAUUUCUCAGUCAUUACCCUGUCUUCCGUUCCUGACCCAAACGCCUACAGAACUCAUGAAAAUGUGAAUUAUGUUGGUUG
Panthera uncia (snow leopard) is the source of this 4290-nucleotide messenger RNA. It is a transcript of the gene MAP6D1, whose product is annotated as MAP6 domain containing 1. The transcript has 3 exons. Gene Ontology annotation, molecular function: calmodulin binding; microtubule binding. The coding region runs from base 1 to 576 and encodes 191 amino acids. The record is from RefSeq and is a predicted model, not a curated record. Gene Ontology annotation, biological process: microtubule cytoskeleton organization; regulation of microtubule cytoskeleton organization; cytoskeleton-dependent intracellular transport. Gene Ontology annotation, cellular component: Golgi-associated vesicle; cis-Golgi network; microtubule. Lineage: Eukaryota; Metazoa; Chordata; Mammalia; Carnivora; Felidae.